GUAAACUUCCAUCAUUCUCAUUCGAAGUUCGAAUCGGGUUAUGAUCAGUGAUUUUUGUUCGAAUUUUGUGAAAUUUAGAACUUUAACAAUAUGGUUACUACUUCGAAUAUGUGAAUUAACGUAACGAAGAGUGUUUUAAUGUAAAAAAUGGCGACUUCUAAUGGAGAUCAUGAAAUGGAGGAGACGGAGAUGACAGAAGACAUAAUUGGGAAUGAAAAUUGCUUAACAUCGAAGACGGCUCUUGUUAAUCCUAGUGAGGAGGACUUUGGAAUUUUAUUGGAUAAUCUUAAGCAUAGAAUAGACCAAUGUCAAGGAGAAACAAUUUAUGAAAUUGGUUGUGGUGAAGGCAGUAUACCGGGACUACCUGAAAAUGACAUGGAUAGUGCAAUUGCUAAUUUACAAAGAUUGUCAGGUCUUCUUGGAGCUGAAGCUAAGGUCUUGAGAGAAAGGAGAUGCGAAGGUGGAGUGAUUAAGGAAUUUUUAGUGAGGAAGAGAGCUGAAGGGGAAGACUUUAUGGAAGUGCGUGUCGCUGUCGUGGGGAAUGUUGAUGCGGGAAAGAGUACUUUGUUAGGGGUUCUUACUCAUAGUGAGUUGGACAACGGAAGAGGCUUAGCUAGGCAGAAACUGUUUAGACAUAAACAUGAAAUGGAGUCAGGAAGAACUUCGUCUGUGUCGAAUGAUAUACUUGGAUUUGAUAGCAAUGGAAGAGUUGUCAAUAAACCUGAACAUGGUAAUCUUGAUUGGACAAAGAUUUGUACUGAGGCUUCGAAAGUUAUAACAUUUAUCGAUCUUGCUGGACAUGAAAAAUACUUAAAAACAACUGUUUUUGGUAUGACCGGUCAUGCUCCUGACUUUUGUAUGCUGAUGGUCGGAGCGAAUAUGGGAGUUGUUGGUAUGACUAAGGAACAUCUUGGAUUGGCGUUAGCCUUAAACAUACCAGUUUUUGUUGUUAUAACAAAGAUUGAUAAAUGUCCUCCUAACAUCCUUGCCGAAACUUUAAAAGUUUUGCAGAAAGUUCUAAAAUCCCAGGGAUGUAGGAAAAUUCCUGUCUUAGUGCAAUCAGAGGAUGAUGUUGUUAUAGCUGCAAGAAAUUUUACUUCCGAAAAGUUAUGUCCAAUUUUUCAAGUAUCUAACGUUACCGGCGAACGACUUGAUUUAUUAAAGAUGUUUAUGAAUCUUCUGGCACCGAGAAGCACUAUUGAGGGUACAAACUGUGAUAUGGCAGCCGAGUUUCAAAUAGAUGAUACAUUUAGCGUACCUGGUGUGGGAACAGUAGUUUCUGGAACAUGUCUAAGCGGAUCUAUAAAACUGAAUGAUACUCUGCUUCUAGGCCCCGACUUGUCAGGAAAUUUUAAUAGUAUCGUUAUAAGAAGUAUUCACCGAAAGAGAAUGCCUGUCCAGCAAGUCAGAGCUGGUCAAACAGCUUCUUUCGCCCUGAAGAAAGUGAAAAGAUCUAGUAUUCGUAAAGGAAUGGUCCUAGUCUCUCCUCUAAUUCAACCCGUCUCUUAUUGGGAGUUUGCAGCUGAUGUUUUAGUUUUGCACCAUCCAACAACAAUAGCUGUUGGAUAUCAAGCAAUGGUUCAUGUUGGACCGGUUCGACAGACAGCCACAAUAACUUCGAUGUCUAUAGAAAAUAUGAGAACUGGAGAUAAAUCAAUAUGUAGAUUCAAAUUCAUAAAAAAUUCAGAAUUUUUGCGGAAGGAUACCAAACUGGUUUUCCGAGAGGGAAGGACAAAAGCAAUAGGCACAAUAACCGACCUGUUUGUGCCUCAGGACGCAAAUUCUACAGUUCAUCAGAGGACUAAUAAAAAUCUACACAAUCAACAUGGCCAGGGUGGAGUUAAAAGAAGACGAGGUGGGAAGAGGAAAGCUGCUUCGGCUUCUGCUACUACUGCCAAUGCUCAAGCAGAGUAG
Dimorphilus gyrociliatus is the source of this 1914-nucleotide messenger RNA. NCBI's taxonomy places the organism in Eukaryota, Metazoa, Annelida, Polychaeta, Dinophilidae. The record is from the annotation of a GenBank genome assembly.